Messenger RNA from Carcharodon carcharias (great white shark), 1438 nucleotides. It is a transcript of the gene aadac, whose product is annotated as arylacetamide deacetylase. Lineage: Eukaryota; Metazoa; Chordata; Chondrichthyes; Lamniformes; Lamnidae. Gene Ontology annotation, molecular function: carboxylic ester hydrolase activity. The record is from RefSeq and is a predicted model, not a curated record. Gene Ontology annotation, cellular component: membrane. The coding region runs from base 227 to 1438 and encodes 403 amino acids. The transcript has 5 exons.
GUUGGACACACACACACACACACACACCAAAAAUCGACCUGAAACUUUGUCACGUCUUGCGGCAGCUCGACCAGCAGAAAUCCCGCAGACAGCCGGAGUACUGAUUCGAUUUAUCCUCCCACUCCCACCACCUUCCCCUCGACCCUCUAAUUUUUGGGGACCGGUUGGUCGAGAGCAACGCGUCGCCGGGGCGGAAGCCAAGAGAGGGAGAGAGCCGCCGGUGGAGAUGGGAACCAAGCUAAUAGUGUUGGCGAUAGUCAGCACGUUGCUGGCGUACUAUGUGUAUAUCCCACUGCCGGAGGCUGUGGACGAGAGAUUGAAGUUGAUGCUGGUGGAUGCUUGUUUCCGAAGUUUGGAACACCUGGCAGAGCUGACUGAACUCGUUGGGUUCAAACAUUACAUGGAGAUGAUGAUGGUCCUCACUGUGGCAGAGUCGGUGGCUCCUUCGUCCGAUGAAAAUGUCAAUGUGACGGACACCACGUUUAACAAGGUCCCCGUUCGCGUUUACGAGCCGAGCGGCCAUCGCCCAGGACUGAAGCGAGCAGUGAUUUUCAUGCAUGGUGGUGGAUGGUGUCUAGGAAGUUCAAAAAUGCAACCAUAUGAUCUCCUGUCAAGAAGGAGUGCCACCGAGCUGAAUGCUGUCAUAGUUUCUGUUGAAUACCGUCUAGCACCCGAGCACCAUUUCCCUGAUCAGUUCAAUGAUGUUUACACUGUGGUGAAGUACUUCCUACAGCGAGAUGUGUUGGUUCAAUACUUGGUGGACCCGGGUAGAGUUGCUGUGUCGGGAGACAGCGCUGGUGGGAACUUGGCUGCUGCAGUAGCCCAGCAGAUCCAGGAAGACCCAGAGGUUCACGCUGAGAUCAAGAUUCAGGCGUUAAUCUACCCUGCGCUUCAGACCAUUGACUUUAACACUCCCUCCUACCAGCAAAAUGAGAACAUGCCAAUCCUGCCCAAGACCUUAAUGGUCAGGUUUUGGAGUGAGUAUUUUAGCUGUGACAAGUUGCUGCUGAAGAACAUGAUGGCUAACAGCCAUGCCACCCUUGAAUCGAGGGGCCUGAGUAACUUUGCAAACUGGAGCAUCCACCUGCCGGAAGAAUUCAGGAAGGACUACCGGUACGCCCUCCCGGAUCGAGAGAACGUGGACUCCUCCGUGAGGAUUCCUGGGGUCUUUGAUCCAAGGGCCGCCCCCCUCCUGGUGGAGGAUGAGAAGCUCAAGGCUCUGCCGCAGGCCUACAUUGCAACCUGUGAGUAUGACGUGCUGCGAGAUGACGGCACCAUGUAUGCCAUGAGACUGAAGAAGGCGGGUGUCCAGGUCACGCACGUGCAUUACGAGGACUCCUUCCACGGUGCCUUUAUGUUCAUCACAUGGCCAACCGAUUUUGCAAUUGGCCAGAAAAUGGUGAGCCACUAUAUUGACUGGCUGAGAAAGAAUUUGUGA